AUGGGGUACAAUUUGUCCUAUGGAAAACUGCCAGACAAUCACCUCAGCCCAGACAACAGCAGCUCGCCCAACGCCAGCUCCCUCGGGCGCUCUGCGCGUGACGAGUUCACCACCAUCGUCCUGCCCGUGCUCUACCUCGUCAUCUUCCUGGCCAGCCUCCUGCUGAACGGCCUAGCCGUGUGGAUCUUCUUCCACAUCAGAAACAAAACCAGCUUCAUAUUUUACCUCAAGAACAUUGUGGUUGCAGACCUGCUCAUGACGCUGACGUUCCCGUUCAAGAUCAUCCAGGACUCGCGGCUGGGGCCGUGGCACUUCAACUCCUUCCUGUGCCGCUACAGCACGGUGCUGUUCUACGCCAACAUGUACACCACCAUCGUCUUCCUGGGGCUCAUCAGCAUCGACCGCUACCUGAAGGUGGUGAAGCCCUUUGGAGACUCCAGAAUGUACAGCAUCACCUUCACCAAGAUCCUGUCAGCCUGCGUGUGGGUGGUGAUGGCGUUCCUGGCGCUGCCAAACCUGAUCCUCACCAACGGCUACCCCACCAGGAGGAACGUCGACGACUGCCUGAAGCUGAAGUCUCCCCUGGGAGUCAAGUGGCACUCGGCUGUCAUCUACAUCAACACCUGCAUGUUCGUGGUGGUGCUGGUGGUGCUCAUAGGGUGUUACAUUGCCAUCUCCAGGUACAUCUAUAAAUCGAGCAAACAGUUCAUUAGCUCGUCCAGCCGAAAGCGGAAGCACAACCAGAGUAUAAGGGUUGUCGUGGCCGUGUUUUUCACCUGCUUUCUGCCCUACCAUUUGUGUCGAAUACCCUUUACUUUUAGUCACCUGGACAAAAUUUUGGAUGACUCUGCACAUAAAAUCUUAUAUUAUUGUAAGGAAAUGACGCUGUUCCUGUCCGCAUGCAACGUCUGUCUGGAUCCAAUCAUUUAUUUUUUCAUGUGUCGAUCAUUCUCACGAAGGCUGUUCAGGAAAUCCAACAUGAGAACCAGGAGCGAGAGCAUCAGGUCCCUCCAGAGCGUCAGGAGGUCGGAGGUGCGCAUCUACCACGAGUACACUGACGUCUGA
Messenger RNA from Poecile atricapillus (Black-capped chickadee), 1065 nucleotides. It is a transcript of the gene GPR87, whose product is annotated as G protein-coupled receptor 87. Gene Ontology annotation, biological process: G protein-coupled receptor signaling pathway. The record is from RefSeq and is a predicted model, not a curated record. Gene Ontology annotation, cellular component: membrane. Lineage: Eukaryota; Metazoa; Chordata; Aves; Passeriformes; Paridae. Gene Ontology annotation, molecular function: G protein-coupled purinergic nucleotide receptor activity. Bases 1 to 1065 code for a protein of 354 amino acids. The transcript is spliced from 2 exons.